AUCCGUUUGCCUUGACAUCCAGCUUGUUACUUGAGUGAAGUCACUGGGAACUGAAUUGAAGACUUUAACAGACGCUGCUUGCUGCAUCUUUGGGCGUCUUCGGUGCGAGCAAAGUUAAAAUGCGCCAAUUAUAUUGUUAUUGUUUUUAAGCGACCGUAUCACAGGUGUUUUUUUUUUAUCGCGUUUGGCUUGUUUGGUUAACGUCCCACACCACGGUUGGCUGCUUGCUUCUUGGCAGGAAGGCUAGCAUCGGUUCCUGUUCGCUAAAAAAACAUGGUGGCCCGUGGUCACGAAGAAAACAAGGCAUAUUAAAGGAUAUAGAGUGCGAUUUUUUGAAAACAGUAUUUACUCCAAGGACACUUAACUGCCACAGUUGGAAGUGGCGGGGGGUCCUCGUGCGACGUGAAGCUGCGGAUACCAUUUUUGUGCAGUCGUUUUUGUCCAAAGUUGCCACCAGGACGACUUCAAGUUUCCCCAACAGAAGAUGGCGCUUGCAUCUUUUUAAAAAAAAGCACAAAAUAAACAAGGACAAAUGGGCUCGAGUACUGCCUAAUGGAACCGUUUUACCCCUGGCGUCACAUCUAACAUCUAGCUGCUCCGUUUUUUUUGUUAAUCUGGAUUAUUAUUAUUAUGGAUGCGCAAGAUCGGGAAUAUUGGGAAUAACUGCCGUUGAUGCCCAGCGUGAUGACGGCGACAACGAUGAUGACAGACAAAAGCGAUGGCUUCCCUUCGUUGAGAUUUUGAGUAGCGAGGAGUUAAUUACAUGGAGACUCGCCUGACAUGCCGAGGAAGGAGUUGCCACUACCUGAAGGUUGGGAGGAAGCCAGAGACUUUGAUGGCAAAGUCUACUACAUUGACCACAUCAACCAGAGCACCAGCUGGAUCGACCCAAGAGACAGGCACACAAAGCCUCUGACGUUCGCCGACUGUAUCGGAGAUGAGCUGCCAGUCGGCUGGGAGGAGGCGUUUGACCCUGUGGUCGGAGCGUAUUACGUCGACCACAACACCAAGAGCACCCAGCUGGAGGAUCCACGGGCCCAAUGGCAGCGGGAGCAAGAGUCCAUGCUGCGGGAGUACCUGGCCGUGGCCCGCGACGCCCUCAGCGCCCAGAAGGAGAUCUACCAGGUGAAGGAGCAAAGGCUUCGUCUCGCGCAGCAGGAGUACCGGCAGCUCAACGACACUUGGCAGGAAAAGUCGACAUCGCAAACCAGCCUGAAUUCCAGGGCGUCGUCCUCCAGCAAGUACGACCCAGAUAUCCUUAAAGCGGAAAUAGCUACAGCCAAAAGUCGGGUUAACAAGCUGAAGCGGGACUUGGCCUGUAUGAAGCAGGAACUGCAGUACAAAGAACAAGGCUUUGAAACGCUGAAAGAGAUUGACCAGAAGGUGUCCAACAGCCCGUAUGGCUACAAGCUGCAGGAGGCACAAGCCAUCCUCAAUGAGGUGCGCUCCAUCCGGGACGCCAUCAGCGCCGGCGAGAAGGAAAAGCAAGAACUCAUGCAGAAACUGGCCGUUCUGAAGGAUGGCUUCCAGCUGGACUCUGGCUCGCAGCAGGAACUGUGGGGCAGCAGUCCCUCGCUGGCCAACUCUGAGAUCUCCAUACCCCGCCUCUACUCUGACGCCGGCUCCCAGACCGACAUCCCCGCUGAGUACAUGAACAACUCCAAUAAACUGGCAGAGAAAGUUCGACUCAGUCUAAAGUACGAGGAGGCGAAGCAUCGGAUCGCCACCAUCGAGGUGCAGAUCGCAAAAUUGGACAGCGAGGCAUGGCCUGGGCUGCUGGACCCGGAGCGCGACCGUCUCAUUCUCAUCAACGAGAAAGAGGAGCUGCUGAAGGAGCUGCAAUACGUAAGCCCACGCCAGCGCCUGGGGCCCAAUGAUGUCCAGAAGCUGGAAACGGAGAAGAAGCGCCUGGAGAGAGACCUGCAGGUCGCCAGGGACAGCCAGAGCAAGGCUCUGACUGAAAGGCUGCGUCUUCACUGCAGGAGGAACAAGCUGGUGAGAGAAUUGGAGGAGUUGGUUCGACUGGCCACCUCCUUACACACCCAACUCAAAAGCCUGUCCGCCAGCACCUUGUCAUGUUCGUCCGGCAGCAGUCGAGGUUCCCUGACGUCAAGCCGCGGCUCGCUAGCCACCACCUCCAGCCUGGGCUCCUCCUCCUCGCUCAGCUUCACCGACAUCUAUCUGGAUCAGCCGGAGCUGGCCGACCCGGACUUCCAAAACAAGCUGGACAGCCUCCUGCAGGAGGGUGGCCAGGGAGGCUACCGCCCCUCGAGCUCCAUCACCACCAUACACGAGCACGAGGUGGUGACAGGUGGAGGCAUCGGCACAGGGAGGGACGCUGAAAGGGCCGAGGGCCAAACACUGGGGGUGGGUGUAGACACCGAGAAGGGUUCAGGGGGAAGAGAGGUGGGAUCAUCCAGGAUCCAAGCACUCAGACUGUCAGAAACCCCUCACUCCAUGAGCUCCUUGUCGCCGCGGUCGUCGCUUUCGUCACUCUCACCGCCGUGCUCGCCAAUGGUCACAGACGCUACAUUUCUGUCAGGGGAGGCCUUCACCAGUGAGGCAGGAUCUGGUGGGUUGAGCCUGGACUUGGAGCUCAAAAACAGGCUAGCAGAGCUGGAUCUCCGUCUGGACUCCCAAAAGCUGCAACAGCAGGAGGAGCACAGCGCCCCGGGUGGGCUGGAGGAGAGGCAGAAAUGCAACGGCAUUCUGGGUGAAGAGGUCAAAGCUCCCCAGUUGCAAGGAACAGGGGUGGGACCAAAGAAGAUGGGCGUCAUCUCAGCUGUGUCUGAUGAGUCUGUUGCAGGUGACAGCGGCGUGUACGAACCCUCUGAGCGCAGGCCAGGCCUCCCUGCUGACAUCCUGCUCGGCUCUGAUGAGGAGAGGCUGGCGCUGGGCUGUGCUCAGGUUCAGCUCGGCUUGCGCUAUGAGUCAAGAGACCAGCGCUUCACCGUCUUCAUCAUGGAGCUGUCCAACUUCAGCGCCCUCUGCCUGCCGCCUGACCAUAAAAUGCACAUUCGCAUGGCGGUCCUUCCGUGCGUGGAGACAAACCGCUGCCUGUUCCGAACUCGCGGCUACAUGCCUCAGGAUGUUGUGGAGGUCAAUGAGGUGUUCGGCAUGCAGAUAUCUCUCAUUGCACUGCGCCAGAAGACCCUGAGGAUCGAUGUAUGCAACACCGGCAAGUCAGGCCAUGAAGAUUGUCUGGCGGGAGCGCAGAUCAGCCUGGCGGACAUUAGUUGUUCAGAGGAGAGACGAACCCAGUGGUACAACCUGCUGAGUCAUGCUUUCACGCCCGAGGUCAGCAGCAAGGAGAAAGAUAGCGGAGCAGCUGGUGGCUUGGACACAGUUGACGCUACCAACCGUGACAGAGAUCCUGACAAUGAAGAGUGGCAUGGUGACCCCCUGGAAGCAGAGGUGUUUGACAAUGAAGAAGAUGACGAUGAAGAAAAGCUUCUAGAAGAAGGAGAGUUGUUCUAUGCUGAUGGGAGCCAAUGGGAGGCAGAGGAGAUGGUGGAGGAGGAGGAGGAGGAGGAUGUGGGCAGAGAGACAGCAAUGCCUCCUCCGGCCGCUAUUACAGAAAAAGUAAACAAAGAGACGAGUAUGGGCCGCAUCUUGUCGUCCAAUCACCACUCAGUGGUUCGGCCCAAGGAGCGGCGCACGGACCUCUCCCAGCAGCACCCCUUCAUGAGGGGCAACACCAUCAUCCGCUCCAAGACCUUCUCCCCAGGACCUCAGAGCCAGUACAUCUGCAGGAUCAAUCGCAGUGACAGCGACAGCUCCACGCUGUCUAAGAAGUCGCCGUUUGUGCGAAACGCCUCCGAGCGACGCAGCAUGCGUAUGAAGAAGCCUCCCAUGCAGGUCAAAGGUCUGGACGGCCUCCUUCGCACCUCCCUGGACCUGGAGUUAGACUUGCAAGUGUCCCGGACCCGACAAGCCCGCCUCGCUCAGGAGCUGCAGGUUCUGAGGGAGCUUAAAACGCAGCUGGAGACGGCGAGGCAGCAGGGCCAACGCGAGCUGCCCGGAUGGGUCCGGGAGGACGAGCGCUUCCGCCUCCUCCUCAAGCACGCCGAGAAACAGACUCAGGAGGAGCAGCUGCAGGAGAAGAGGGUGGAGAAGAUGAUGAGGGCGGCCGCAAAGGACGUCCAUAAAAUAAGAGGCCAGAGCCGCAAGGAAGUGCCCGAGGUCCAGACCUUCAGGGAGAAGAUGGCCUUCUUCACGCGAGCAAAGACGACCAUCCCCAACCUACCGGCUGACGACGUCUAGACAGUCAACAUUUCAAAUGAAAGAGUCUUAAAAUGCGCCUCCUCACUUAAUGAAGUCAACCUUUUAGCGGUAAUAUGAAGAAUGUUUUUUUUUUUUUUUUAAAUAUACUCUAGAUGAAAAAAAAACAAAAGUGACCACUCUGCAUUUGUGGAUAGCUUUUUUUUUUUUUUUUAAUAAUAUUAGUGACGGCACUGCUACAGUUUUAUUUUCUUGUACUAACAGACAUUUAAAAUCAUUCCAGCACAAAGAUACAUCAAAUAAUGCUAGCACAAACAACGGUACUGAAGCAACAAAAGCUACUUAAGAUGAUCAUUAAUAGAAGAAAUUAUUUUUUUUUUUCCUUCUUUGUUUCCUGCUGCAAGCAACACUCCGCAUAUUGAGGCAUCUUGUUCAAAUCUACUCUUAUUAGGGGGUGUCCCGAUGCAACAUUUGCUCUCCCCAUGAUCGAUAUCGCAGCCUUGACUCCCGGCUGAUACUGAUAUCGAUCCACUAUCAGCAUCAGUGAUAUUACUCGGGAUUAGAAAAACUGACCCGUUCACUUCUGACGUUUUGCACUCAGCUGCAACGGCUUUUCCGGACUGCUUGUUAUUGGAGUGCCAGUAUGGGAGAUUUUAAAUAAUCCCAUGGUGUUAUUUUUGGUUGGUAUCUGAUAACAAUAUCGAAUCGGGAUACCCCUGUUCAUGAUGACGCAUUGCAUUCUUAUUAUGGAUUCCAAUUCAGCUUCUGUUACCACUAGUGACCACAGGCGGCACUAGAGUCAUUCAUUCAUUCAUUUUCUACCGCUUUUUCCUCACGAGGGUCGAGGGUCCAAUCACAGGGCACAUAUAGACAAACAACCAUUCACACUCACAUUCAUACCUAUGGACAAUUUGGAGUCGCCAAUUAACCUAGCAUGUUUUUGGAAUGUGGGAGGAAACCGGAGUACCUGGAGAAAACCCACGCAUGCACGGGGAGAACAUGCAAACUCCACACAGAGAUGACAGAGGGUGGAAUUGAACCCUGGUCUCCUAGCUGUGAGGUCUGCGACCUGCACUAGAGUCACAGCUUAGUAAUAUUCAGUUUGCAUGUUCAUCACAAAUAUCAGAAAAUGGGUUUUAAUGUAAAAAAAAACAAAAUACAACAUAUCAGGUUGAUUGUAUUCUAUCGACAGCACAGAUGGUUCUAAUCACGAUUAACUGGACGCAAUUACGUUUUUAUUUCCCUCAUCUUUUGCUCUUGUGACUGUCACGCUCACCCACACUCAGGUAGGAAAGUAGUUCAUUAGUCUGCACUUUAAUAGAAACCAAUAAAUCCACACGCUGCAUCACGUCACAUGGGAAUUAUCAAAGCAAAGACAACAACAAAAAUCGGAUUCUUUUGUGACUGUGAACGUCUUGAUUGUAUCCUUUUUAAAACCAGCAACCAGCAGCAUCUCGCACCUCGUUCUGAUUGGCCAAUCAUUUGUCCACGCCUCCUUUUUAAGCGUCUUUUUGCUCAACUCUUUCUAAACUGUCUCCUCACGGUGGACAAUUUGAUAGAAUGAGGUUCUGCUGGUGUUUGAUGUGAUGUGAAAAAAACAAAAACAAACAUCCAUUCCAUUCACGGCAUUCCAGACUUUUCCACGUUCAUUUUAUUUUCUGUAGCUGAACAACACCUUUGGAUAUUUUAGUUUUUUUUUGUUGUUUUUUUUUUUAAUCAAAAGGCUGGAAUUGUUAUCUUCUCCCAUCCAAGCUGGAAAUGUUUGCAUUAUUUUUACUGAAUGUGAACACUUUAAGAAUCUGUUAUAUGUGUGUGUGUGUGUGAGUAGUGUGUGGAAAUAUUUUGUCAUUGACACAUGAAAAAAAAAAAUCAACUGUGACAACAUCCGGGUAAAGGAAUGUAGGUGUUUAACUACACUGAAUGUUGAGAGAAAAGAAUAGAAAAAAAACAUGCUGAUAUGUUACAAUUUUUUAUGUAGUUAUACCUUUUUUUUUCUUUUUAGUACCUCUUUUUUCCCCCUUUUGGAGGUUUUGUCCCAAUUAAUUUGUUUGUAUUAAGGCUGUGAUGAGGAUGCAUGUGUAUGUGUGGAUGAGGAAAAAAAAAACCAGCAUGUAUUUAUUGCACUUUGUGAUUUGGGUGUGCUUUUCCUGUUUAUUUCUCCCCGUUUCUUUUCUUUUUAUCAUCAAAAGUCCCGAAAAAGCUGUGAAUUUUAUUCUCAGACACUGUAACGUCGACCAGAGUUGUAAAUAUUUCACCAGCACACAAUGAAAAAGAAAAACACACAAUAUGUUUUGUAGUUUCACAACAAAUAAAAAAGGUUAUCUUUUA
Doryrhamphus excisus (bluestripe pipefish) is the source of this 6549-nucleotide messenger RNA. It is a transcript of the gene wwc1, whose product is annotated as WW and C2 domain containing 1. Gene Ontology annotation, biological process: negative regulation of organ growth; regulation of hippo signaling; regulation of DNA-templated transcription. NCBI's taxonomy places the organism in Eukaryota, Metazoa, Chordata, Actinopteri, Syngnathiformes, Syngnathidae. Gene Ontology annotation, cellular component: cytoplasm. The record is from RefSeq and is a predicted model, not a curated record. Gene Ontology annotation, molecular function: molecular adaptor activity; kinase binding.